CUGAGAGAAAUGCAGGACCUACGGUGUCGAAACCAGGCAGCAGGUCGUUCAGAAAGAGCCAAGGCAGAUCACUUACUUUCCAGCCAGGGACCUCUGUCUUCUAUACGAGCUGUCAUCAAACGAACCAGAACAAACUCUCAAAGUGAUCAUAAUACAGAGCGAAGACGACCGGAGAUCACCAUCCUCUCUGCAGAGCCUCUGGCUGGUAACACUUGGUUUCCGGGAAGUUCCGGGGUUUUCCCUCCUCCUCAUCCACCGUCACAGCCGAGCUGGUCUGGCACAAACCCGCCUGCUUCCCAGCCCCCGCCGUCCUAUGACCAGGUGAUCAAAGAGAAGACCCAGGAAGAACAUAUAUCCAAGCCAACUGCGGCCCCCCGCCGGUCUGCUUGCACCACUACAAGUGCAACCCAGACAGACCCCGUGAGGGAAGAUGCCACUGCCGCCACCACCGGCCAGCAAUGCAGUGCAAGUCCAGAUUUAACACAGACGAGAGUUCUCAGUAAAAAGCCAAAAAAACCACCGAGACCAUUGCUGCCAAAACGUUCGGAGAGCGAUUCUACCACUGGAGCAUCUGCACCCACAGACGGGCAGGUUGCCACAAGUUCUCCAGCGGCCUCUAAUCCUGCAAACCAAAGUGACUCCAAGGCAAAUGUAGAACAACCCAUUCCACCAAAUUCCCCCCAAACAUGGACCAGAUCUGUCACCGUGCACUGGGACUUUCCAACAGAGUGUCUUGCUAAGCCUUGUUCUGCUCCUGUAGACCCUCUUCAUACUCCUGCUGAAAUCCCUCCCCUCUCCUCAGACUCUGCACCCACAGAGCGACCAACUCCGCUCCCUCGAUCCAAAACCCGGAAGCAGCCAACCGCAGAGGAGGUCGGGGUUCAGAUUCUGGUCGGGCUCGGUGAAAAUGGGGACUGUAUUCAAGGGACCUCUUGUACUGAUCAUGAGGAGGUGUUUUCAAAUCAGUAUUUAAGGGAUCUGUUGGAGGUCUUUGGCGCAGACAACCAUUGUAAACAGAGCUGUAACUCUGCCGACCAGUCAGAUAGCGGAGAAGAGCAAAGUGAAGAUGCUGGGGGCGAGAUGAGCACUAGCCACAGUCAGUGUAAUAUCCAGGCCCGGAUCCAGGCCUUUGAGAGCCAGGCCAGCACUAAUGAGGGAACUUCGGUAGAACCGACUAAAAGACCAGAGCCUCGUCCCAGGAACGCACAGAACAAACCUCCAACCGCCACAAAACCUUCCCUUGCUCCUAAACCUUCAUUUAAUCGCAGCUUAGAAAAUGACAAUUCAGAUGUGUCAUCCUCCAACGUCCCCCCGAACCCUGCCCCUAGACCUCAGCCUCCCAAGAAACCUGUAGACCUCCCUGGUAAAGAACCGGAUAGUCUCCCCACCGAGGUGGCUGUUUUGCCACCAUCAUGGCCUUCUAUAUUGGCCAGAACCAAGACAUUUGAACCUCAAGGGGAGGACACUUCAGUAGGUCCCCCUACAUCCCCAGUGAAGCCUUCGAAGGAGCUCUUCAAACCCAGCCUCAAUCACAACAACCAUAACUCAACCUCCAUGGUCAAAGAGAAUGUGUACGUGCCCAGUCCAACACAUCAUACUCCAUUCAAGCCGCAGUGUGGCGAGGAUAGCGGUCGUGGCUCCUUCAAACAAAGUGUUACACGGAGACCCACGACCAUCAGAGUGCCCUGCAAGCCUGGUAUACUGUCGGAUAACUCUCUGGAUGGCCCCCCUCCUCUGCCUACUCAGAAACCUGUGGGUUCCUUCACACCCACGGUGAGCAACAGACAAAUCCUCACACCUGUCCUCCCUCCCCAGGAGUCUGUCAACAUAAGGCCAGAAAUGUCUCUACCUCCUCGGCCCAGUGGGGGUAAGGUUCUCCCUCCUCGCCCACCUCCAGCCAAAACGGGCCCAGGGAGACCACCUCCACCUCGCCUCGAUGCUGCAGGUCGAUCCCCUUCCACCCAAGCGUCUUCGUGUGGGGCUUCACCUAAACUUCAGACACAUUCCAAGUCCCAGAUGCCCCAAAGAAAAGGACCGGUUUUACCCCCAAGGCCUAAUCCUGGCCACCGUCUUUACAACAAGUACACGUUUGAACUUCCUCAUGGGAUUGCAGCCUUAGACUAUAAUGGGAGCAAUAUAGGAGAGCUUUCCUUUCAGAAAAAUGAGGUACUUUUGCUGCUGGGGGAGAUUGACAACAAGACAUUUGAGUGCCAAGUAGGAGAUAGCAGAGGCAGAGUACAGAAGUCUAACAUGAAGGUCAUCACUCCUCUCUCUGCGUCGGCCACAUCCUCACCAUGUGUAUCCUGUCCACCAACUGCAAGUCCAGCUGGCUCUGGCAGACACAAGCGUGGUCUAAAGGUGCAAGCCUUGCAUGACUUCACUCCAGAGGGUCCAGGAGAGCUGGGUCUGAAGGCAGGGGAUGUGGUAAACAUGGUGGAGCAGGUAGACAGUGAUUGGUACAAGGGCACAUGUAGAGGAUCUUCAGGCUUCUUCCCAACUAACUACGUCAAAGUCCUGUCCAAAUCACCAAUGCCCACAAACGAGAGGAAAACAAAGCCGGCACCUACAAUAGUCAGUGGGCCGAGGUGUGUGGCACGGUUCGACUAUGAGGGGGAGCUCAGCGACGAGCUGUCAUUCUCUGAAGGGGACGUCAUCGUGCUGAGAGAGUACAUCGGCCAGGAGUGGGCGAGGGGAACGGUCGGUGUCUCCACGGGAAUAUUUCCUCUCAACUUUGUAGAGGUUAUUGAAGAUCUGCCUCCACCGCCGACCCAGCAGCAGACACAGUGCUUCAAAAUAGCGCUGCCUGGAAUGGUUGGUUCACCCGGUACUCCCCCCGAGGCUACCAAACAUGCUCAGGCCCCACAGUCCGGUGUGCAGUGGUUAGUGGCUCUUUAUGACUUCAAUGGGCAGACAAAGAGCGACCUGUCCUUUAAGCAGGGGGACCAUAUCAUGGUUACCCAACACAUUGAUGCAGAGUGGUGCUCUGGCAGGCUCAACAACAGGACGGGCAUCUUCCCCAAGAGCUUUGUUGAGUCCUACACAGGUCAUUCGUCAACAGUGGACAGUCAGCUAAAUGGAGCUCCAGGUGCAGGGAGAGCCAAGGCUCUGUUUGAUUUCACAUCUGAUUGUGAAGAGGAGCUUUCUCUGCAGGUGGGAGACAUAAUAACCAACUUGGAGUCCAUUGAUGAAGAAUGGUUCUUGGGUGACCUGAGGGGGAAACGGGCCUUGGUACCUAAAAACUAUGUACAAGUAUUGGGAUUGUACUAGGUGGUGUUUUGUUUCCAACUAGAGGAGCACAGAGACACUGUUAUAGUGGGGCCCAUUAUGUGCUUGUAAUGUGUACCGACCAACGGAAACAUGAAACCCUUGAAGAUAAAGAGAGUAGUCUCCCUGUGGAAAUCGAAGUGCCUUCUUUACUCGAGUGUUUUACAAUUUAAUUGCUGUGACUUUUUUUUCUUUUCAAAUGCAUGAAGUUGUCACACUGAAAUCAGAUGUUACCGUUAGUUAUUUAUCAUUAAAGUCUUGAUUC
Messenger RNA from Lampris incognitus (smalleye Pacific opah), 3529 nucleotides. It is a transcript of the gene sh3d19, whose product is annotated as SH3 domain containing 19. The transcript has 21 exons. The coding region runs from base 10 to 3267 and encodes 1085 amino acids. The record is from RefSeq and is a predicted model, not a curated record. Lineage: Eukaryota; Metazoa; Chordata; Actinopteri; Lampriformes; Lampridae. Gene Ontology annotation, molecular function: protein binding.